AUGGCUACCAUCAAGUCCAAUGCCAAAGCCGCGUGGUGGAAGGAAGCCGUCGUUUAUCAGGUCUACCCAGCUUCCUUCCUUUCAACUGGCUCUGGUUCGAUGCCAGGAUGGGGCGACAUUCGCGGUAUUACCUCGAAGCUAGACUACCUCAAGCAUCUAGGUGUCAACGUGCUAUGGCCGUCGCCCAUUUUCAAGUCGCCGCAGGUCGAUAUGGGCUACGACAUCUCCGACUACAAAGACAUAGAUCCGCGUUACGGCACGUUGGACGAUGUAGACGAGCUUAUCCGGGAGCUUAAGAAGCGCGACAUGAAACUCAUCAUGGAUUUGGUUGUCAAUCACACGAGCGAUCAACAUGCCUGGUUUCUGGAUUCACGCUCAUCAAAGUCUGCAGCGAAGCGUGACUGGUACAUUUGGCAGCCUGCUAAAUACGACGACAAUGGAAACCGCAAGCCGCCGAAUAAUUGGGGCCAGAUACUGGGUGAUGCCAAUAGUGCUUGGGCUUGGGAUAAGGAGACGCAAGAGUACUAUCUUGCCCUCUUCACACCGGAGCAGCCAGAUCUCAAUUGGCGGAAUCCUGAGGUCCGAGCAGCAGUACAUGACGUUCUGAAGUUUUGGCUCGACCGGGGAUGCAGUGGCUUCCGAAUGGAUGUGAUCAACCUGAUUUCGAAGGUCGACGGAUACCCGGACGCUCCCAUCAUUAACCCAGAUGUCGCGUACCAGCCCGGCAAUAAGCACUUCGCAAACGGACCUCAUCUACACGAGUAUCUUCGUGAGAUCAACGAGAAGGUUCUGAGCAAGUACGACAGUAUGACUGUUGGUGAAAUGCCAUUCGUCCAUGACUGGGAUGAGAUCAUCAAGGUAGUAGGCGCAGACAGGCAUGAGCUCAACAUGAUCUUCCUUUUCGACAUUGUGUCAAUCGAUGACAAGCCGAACGACUUCCGCAUGACCUUGAGGGAGUGGCCGAAGAAGGAAAUCCGCGAAAUCCAGACGAUGUAUCAGCGCCUUAUGCUGGACAGAGACGGGUGGAAUAGCCUGUUUAUUGAGAACCACGACAAUCCGCGCUCUGUCUCGCGCUACACAAGCGAUACUGACGAGCACCGGGCCAUCUGUUCCAAGCUGCUGUGCAUCAUGCAGACCACUUUGGCUGGCACACUGUUCGUCUACCAAGGCGAAGAACUCGGGAUGCGCAAUCUGCGGCCCGAAAUACCGCCGGAAGAGUACGUGGACAUCGAAAGCAUCAACUACUGGCAGAAGAUGAAAAAGCUGCAUGGUAACGACCCUGCCAAACUGGAGGAGGCGCGAAAGCUAUUGCACCUCAAGGCGCGCGAUAAUGCUCGAACGCCGGUACAAUGGACAGGGGAGGUUAAUGCAGGCUUCUGUGCGCCAGAUGUGAAGCCGUGGAUGAUGGUCAAUACCGAUUACCAGACAGUCAAUGCUCAAGCACAACGCACGUACAAUUCGAAUAACGAUUUGAGCGUGCUUCAAUUCUGGAAGCGCGGAUUGCAGCAGCGGCGUGAGCAUGGUGAUGUCUUUGUGUACGGUGAUUUCCAACUGCUUGAUGACCAGCAUGAGUGCGUCUUUGCGUACAAACGGGUGGGCGAGGACGGGGAGGCUUUUGUGACAGUGCUGAAUUUUAGUGGAAAGGAGGUGAGCUGGAGCCUGCCAGAGUCGGCGAAAGUUGGGAAAUGGGUUGUCAGUAAUUACUCGAAAGCUGCGCCGGAGAACGCAACUAGUGGAGUUCUCAAGCUCAACCCGUGGGAAGGAUUACUCGGUCGGAACAUCUAA
Baudoinia panamericana UAMH 10762 is the source of this 1785-nucleotide messenger RNA. RefSeq names its product glycoside hydrolase family 13 protein. Bases 1 to 1785 code for a protein of 594 amino acids. The record is from RefSeq and is a predicted model, not a curated record. The transcript is spliced from 2 exons. Gene Ontology annotation, molecular function: alpha-amylase activity. NCBI's taxonomy places the organism in Eukaryota, Fungi, Ascomycota, Dothideomycetes, Mycosphaerellales, Teratosphaeriaceae. Gene Ontology annotation, biological process: oligosaccharide catabolic process.